Poecilia latipinna (sailfin molly) is the source of this 3722-nucleotide messenger RNA. RefSeq names its product small conductance calcium-activated potassium channel protein 1-like. Gene Ontology annotation, molecular function: small conductance calcium-activated potassium channel activity; calmodulin binding. Lineage: Eukaryota; Metazoa; Chordata; Actinopteri; Cyprinodontiformes; Poeciliidae. Bases 1178 to 3220 code for a protein of 680 amino acids. Gene Ontology annotation, biological process: potassium ion transport. Gene Ontology annotation, cellular component: membrane. The transcript has 10 exons. The record is from RefSeq and is a predicted model, not a curated record.
UAAAAAUUGCCCCAAAAUAACACAGUGAGCUGUGAAUACUUCAAAACACUGUAAUAAACAUCUGGAAGAGCGUCUGAAGAAGGCAAAAUCAGGGUGGAUGAUACCUGCUGUUACUCUCCCGCUGCUCUCCCUCAAUCCAUCUUUAAAUAGACGGUGUCUACAGAUUAAAUACAGUUUUUUUUUUGUUAUCCCGCUACUAUCCAGUUGCACUCCACCCACGCUCCCCUUCUUGGGUCUUUCCAGUCAGAGGCCGCUCUAUUAUCUUUGCACCCAUCUGUCACACGGAUUUAGAUAAAUUUGUGAUGCUGAAUGUCAUUGUUAUGACUCUGGCCUUUAAUACUCCACCCUAUUGCUUGAGUCGGCUGGCAUAUUUGAUAUUUCAUAAUCUCAUCACCCCACAAUCUCCAUUUCACUUGAAUAAUCUUCAAUGCUAAUCUGCUGAACUGAUUGAGGAUUACGUCUUCUUUUUCCCCAAAGUGUUUCAAAAACACACUUCUCUCAUGAAAAUAAUGAGUCCAAUUAAAGAGAUUAUAGAUGAAAUGCAGUAAAAUCCCAUUUCUGGGUUGAGUUUAAAAACAUUUCCAGCUUGAUCUUCGGCCCCAGGGGUCUUUGCACAUUCACAUUUGUGCACAUGUACACACAAACCAUCCGGCGGGAUGAAGUCUGCCAAUCCCCUCUGACAGAUGACCCAGUCGUUGCCUUUGCAACAUCUGCAACUUAGUCCUUGCUGUCAUUAAGCCCCAGCCGAGCUUUAAGGAAGAAGCCCUGACGAUCACAGAGCGACUGAAUGAAUGUCUUUAGAUGUGAUGGAUAUCAACGAGUCCAACUCAACGUGUUCAGGGGAAGUUCUUGAGCUUCAGCCGAAUCCAUGGGAGGAGCUCUGGUGGGAUCCGCAGGGAAAGUUCACACAUGAAAGGAGCGGACGUUGGGAAUAUUAGGCUGUGAAUGCAACCAAGCCGAAUGGUGCUGAAUCUUUGUUUGAACGUUCUCGAAUGAAAAUGAUCCUGUUGAGACCUUUUAAGGAGUUCACGCUGAAGAUCUUUGUGAUUCAGGCGAAUGUGACCUUCAGGACUGAGGGCUGAAAUACUUCGGUGGGAAACAAGCAAACAAAGCCGUUUUUAAUCCUCGCUGAGCAUUGCUUUGAGACCCAAGCCUGGACAGUAAGCAUCUCUUCCCCAUGGACCAUUCUCCGUCAAUGAACUCAACGGUGGUGGAUGGAGACGAGCUGGAGGACCACCGGCCCCUCCUGCCACCGAGGAUGGUCGCCCCACCUCAGUCCUACUCGCCCCAAUGUGGGAUUCACCACACAGUCCAGACACCCAUCGACCACACAGCAUGGCUGGACAGAACCCAGGCCCUGGCUACCAUGCCUUUGUACAAUGGCCACCUCUACGUCACUGCGACGCCUCGAUCCAACAGGAGGAGAGAGAAAACCAAGGGCAAAGAGAAAAAAUGCGAGAAACGGCCGCAAAAUCCAGGUGUGAACGAGCGCAAUCACCAGAGCAAAACUAAGACUCUGAGCGCAAACAGACUCCAGGAGACGGUUACGUCCUUCACCGACGUGCCCAUGUCCCCCUGCGGAUCGCCCUUCAAGGGCCACAGCAGGUCCAACCUGGAUCUCAGGGAUGUUGACGGUCGAGGGUACCGCAAGCCAGGCAACGUUUCUCUGGAGAUGCACGACCGCCAGAGCCUCCCAGAGAUCAUCAUCACCAGCAAGGACGACAACCUCCAACAGCAGCAGCACAAGCACAAGGCGCUGCAGUACCACCAGCACCUGGGGGAGGCCAAGGGGCCGCUGCCAGGGGCCAAGCGCUUCACCAGGAGCCCCAGCCCCAGUCCUCAGCACAGCCCCAAACGCAAGGAAGACGCCAAGAAGGACUCGUACUCGCGGACGCACAACAUCGGCUGGCGGCUGGUCCGCAGGAGGUCCCUGUUCCUGAGGAGGCAGCGGCUGAACGACUGCGCCCUGGCGGUGGGGCUGUUCGGGGUGGUCAUGAUGGUGAUGGAGACGGAGCUGUCCUGGAGCAUCUACAGCAAGAGCUCCAUCUACUCGCUGUGUUUCAAGUCAGUCAUCAGUUUUUCUACGCUCAUCCUGUUGGGCCUCAUCGUGGCGUACCACUGCUGUGAGGUGCAGCUCUACGUUCAUGACAUUGGUGCAGAGGACUGGAGAAUAGCCAUGACAACCGACCGCUUCGCCCUGAUCGUCUUGGAGCUCUUCAUAGUGGCCAUCCAUCCUUAUCCGGUGGGAAUAGUGGCAUACUUCCAGAAGACCAAAGUCCGCACAACCCUCUCUGAGACCGAGCUGGAGAUCAUGCUGGCUUUGCCCAUGUUUCUGAGACUGUACCUGCUGGGUCGGGCCAUGAUGCUGCACAGCCGCCUCUUCACGGACACGGCCUCCCGAAGCAUCGGAGCCCUGAACAAGAUCCACUUCAACACCCGCUUUGUGGGGAAAACGUUGAUGACCACCUAUCCUGGCACUGUCCUGAUGAUUUUCAGUGUUUCUCUGUGGAUUGUGGCGGCGUGGGGCCUGCAUGUGUGUGAGAGGCACCACAAUUACAGAGACCUUAGCAGCAACUACAUGGAGGCCCUGUGGAUGGUCUCCGUCACCUUCCUGUCCAUCGGUUACGGAGACGUGGUCCCUCACACUUACUGCGGCCGCAGCAUCUGCCUCCUCACCGGGAUCAUGGGGGCGGGAUGCACGGUCCUGGUGGUGGCGGUGGUGGCCAGGAAGCUGGAGUUGACCCGAGCUGAGAAGCACGUCCACAACUUCAUGAUGGACUCUCACAUCUCCAAGAGGAUAAAAAUUGCAGCAGCGAAUGUGCUGAGAGAGACUUGGCUCAUCUACAAGUACACUAAGCUGUCAAGAGAAAGAGACCACACCAGAGUCCGCAUGCACCAGAGGAAGCUGCUGCUGGCCAUCCACCAGUUACGGAGAGUGAAGAUGGAGAAGAGGAUCCUUGCAGAUCAGGGGAACACGCUCGUUGACCUCUGCAAGAUGCAGAGCCUGAUGUACGACGUGCUGGCGGAGGUGCAGGGCUGCAGGGGGGAGCUGAACUCGAACAUCAGCAGCCUGGUGAAGAAUGUGGAGGAGCUGAGGGAGGGCUUCCGGUGCCUGAUGCCGCUGCUGUCCAGCACGCUGUCCACGCAGAACUCCUCCAUCCGCCACCUGCUGAGGGAGAGGGAGGAGAAGAGCGAGUGUGUGAGCGGCGCAGAGGGGUAGAAAGGCGCAGUGGGGAGGAGGAGAACCCGGUUUCAGGAGGUUUCUAUUGAAAAUUGCGCUAUGGUGGCCAUGCUGGGGCAGAUUUCCUGACUCAAGUGUUAUUUAUAUAUAUAUAAAAAAAACAUUAUAUGUAGCAGAAAUACAAACAUGUAGAAAUUUGUCCCAGCUCACUUCUUCUCAAGGUAUUUCUCCUGGACUAACACAAAACGUUUCACUGAUAUUAAACUGGAUUUGCAAGAUAUUAAAGUCUAAUGGUGAGUUCACAACAAACGCGUCUGACGCUUCAAGUUCAACGCGUGUGCACUUUUGGUGCGUUCACACCAAUCGCGUUUAGAGCGCCAGGCGCGUCUGGUUUACAAAGUGGAGCGUCGGACGCGCGUUGAACGCAUACGCUCCAAACGGUUCAAAUCCCCCGACUCUAGACACUCGAAACACGACAAACGGCCCUCUGCAGUCUGAACGGGCAAACGACCUGAAAGUGUCCCGCAUGCGCAGUAGAGGG